GGAGCCGCUCGCUGUCUCGCUUGUCAAGACUGAGCCGCUCAAGCGAAGAAGGGAGGGGAAAAAGGCGAGGGAAGGGAGCUGGUGGGGCGGCUCUCUUCGCCGGGAAGCCUCUGUUCCACCAAGAGCAGAGAAAGGACCUGGACGCAGCGCUGGGCCCUUCUUUGGGCAGCCAAAGCGGCUUCUCCUCGCCUCGGGAAAGGCGGGAAAGGGCGCACACGAAGCGGGGACAGCAGCGCCUUCUUUGGCUGAGCCUUCAGCAAAGCCCGGGCGGCGGCUUUUGCUCCUCCUGCUGCUGCUGUUUUGCUCAGCGCGGCGCCAACACUUUGCCAUGGGGUGGGGGCGUCCGCAGCAACCGGACAGCAGAAGCAGCAGCAGCAGCAGCAACACCUGGGCUAGUCACUAAAGAACCCGAAGGAAGGAGGAUGGCCACAUCCAGCAACUCCAGUUUGUCUGGCUCUUCAGUUUCCUCUGAUGCUGAAGAAUAUCAGCCUCCAAUAUGGAAAUCAUACUUAUAUCAGUUACAGCAGGAAGCACCUCGCCCCAAGAGGAUAAUUUGUCCUCGAGAGGUGGAGAACAGACCAAAAUACUAUGGCAGAGAGUUUCAUGGGAUUAUUUCUCGUGAGCAAGCAGAUGAAUUGCUUGCUGGUGUAGAAGGAGCUUAUAUUCUCAGAGAGAGCCAGCGACAACCUGGUUGCUAUACUCUAGCUCUCAGAUUUGGCAAUCAGACAUUAAACUACAGGCUUUUUUAUGAUGGGAAGCACUUUGUAGGGGAGAAGAGGUUUGAAUCAAUCCAUGAUUUGGUAACGGAUGGCUUGAUAACACUGUACAUAGAAACCAAGGCUUCUGAAUAUAUUUCGAAAAUGACAACAAAUCCUAUCUAUGAACACAUAGGAUAUGCCACUUUGCUUAGAGAAAAAGUGUCCCGGCGACUGAGUAAAUCAAAAACUGAAUCAAGAAAAGCUAGUGUCACAACAUGUGAAGAAAAUGCACCAGUUGAAAAGAUCACCUCUUUGGUCAGAAGGGCUGCAUUAACGCAAAAUGACAACCAUUUCAACUAUGAAAAAGCACACAAUUUUAAGGUCCACACAUUUCGAGGUCCACACUGGUGUGAGUACUGUGCCAACUUCAUGUGGGGACUCAUUGCUCAGGGAGUAAGAUGUACAGACUGUGGAUUGAACGUACACAAACAGUGUUCAAAAUACGUCCCUAAUGACUGUCAACCAGACCUCAAGAGGAUCAAGCGAGUCUAUUGUUGUGAUCUCACUACACUAGUAAAGGCCCACAACACACCAAGGCCAAUGGUGGUAGACAUAUGUAUUCGGGAAAUUGAAGCAAGAGGUCUGAAAUCAGAAGGGAUAUACAGAGUCUCAGGGUUCACUGAUCACAUUGAAGAUGUCAAAAUGGCCUUUGAUCGAGAUGGGGACAAAGUCGAUCUCUCUGCUAACGUUUAUCCAGACAUAAAUAUAAUUGCUGGAGCACUGAAGCUGUAUUUCAGAGAUUUACCUAUUCCUGUUAUCACAUAUGACACUUAUUCCAAGUUUAUAGAAGCAGCAAAACUGUCCAGUCCUGAUGAAAGACUUGAAGCUGUCCAUGAAGUGUGUCUGUUACUUCCUGCUGCACACUAUGAGACUCUUAGAUAUCUCAUGAUUCAUCUCAAAAAGAUUACUAUGAAUGAAAAAGAUAACUUAAUGAAUGCAGAAAAUCUUGGCAUAGUGUUUGGACCUACUUUAAUGAGACCCCCAGAAGAUAGCACCCUUGCUACGCUCAAUGACAUGCGGUAUCAGAAGCUGAUUGUGCAGAUACUAAUAGAAAAUGAAGAUGUUUUGUUUUAGACAAACAAAUCUGUAAAUUCAUAGCCUUCUGCUAUGGAAAUAUAUAUUUAAAUAUAUAUUUUAAAGGAAAACAAAUUCCUGUAAGAAAAAAAUGCAUAGCACUUCCUUUUCUGCUGUACUGCAGAUGAACAUCAGAAUUUUUAGUACAGGGCAUGUCUUAUAGACAUAUACCUAUUUUUUAUUAUUUAAGAGAGAAUACAGGUUUUAAAAAUCCUUUUGCCUUCUAUCUUUUGCCUUGCUUCCAAUGUGUAUCUAUAUACAAAGGUUACAAACUGAUCUGCUGUUAACUUAUUAAAGGACACAUUCUUUAUUUGUGUAUUUAGAUCGUUGAAGCAAAAAGGUACUUUCAGCCUGAUUCUCAAAACACUGUGCUGGCAAAAUUCCUGUUAAAAAGAACUGGGUCAGUACAGCAACCUGUAGGGUUACAGUUCUACAUUCCCUUCCAGCAAAAAUAAACCGUAUGCGAAAGCAGAUUUCAAUUAGGCUACAUAUUAUCCAAUAUUAAUCCCAACUACUGUACAGUAUAACUAAUAAAAUGAAUGGGACUUGUUCACCCCAUUAAUAAGCUGAUUUUAAUUGAUCUACUCUUUUGGGGACUGAUAUUAGAUGUGUACAAUAAUCCAUUUGUUGGGAAUCUUCAUGCACAAAUACACAUAGCCUGCUUCUACAUACAUGGAUUUCUAGACUAUGCUCAUUACAAAGAAAUGAAUGCCAUUCAACUUAGUGGGACUUAUUUCCACAUGACAGCCAUAAUAUGUACCUUCAUAAGCACUGGUAUGUUCCAUUGUUUUCUCUUACAAAAAAUAAUGAUACAUUUAACGUGCAAGAUCACAAUAAAUGGCCAUGAUUGAGCACCUCUGAUGCCAGUCAGAACCCCGUACCAGCAAACAAUUCCUAGUUCUCUUCUAUGUGCACCAAAAUGUUCUGCACACAGAAGGAAGAAUUCCCAGAUGCAUGGGAAACUUUUCUAUUCAUUGGGUAUCAGAGGAUGCUACACACAGGAUGUUUUAACUUCUCUGAGAUAUUUAGGAUCAGGGUGUUUGUCAGUGUUAGCUGUAUAUGGAUAUAUGAUUUCUUUGUAUGUAAGACAUAAUUGUAUAUGUCUAAAAUGAAACAGAACAUGUAUUUUAAAAUAUAUUUUUACUUUAGUUAGCUGCAGGAAUGUCUUUUUUUUAUUUAGCAAAAUAUAAUUCAAUGCGGUGCAUUGAUGGAUUUUCAUAUAUUCCUCUUGAGCAUUAUUGCUAUGACAUACUGAAAACAUUCACCACUACAGCAGUAUUAUCCUGACAUACCUCUUUCAUUGCAUAUGAUUUUAAGGAGACUCAUCUAUCAUGCAUUAACAUUCUUUGGUUUGUGUUUUAUUUUAGGUAUGAUCAAAGUUCUUUGCUUUUAGAGGUAUGGUAUUCUGGAGCAGAUACAGUAUUAUGAUUAUCCCCCCUCCCCCAAAGGAGGGGCACUGAAGGUUUUUAAAUAGUUUUGGCCCUAGAACCAAUUACUACAUAGAAUGCAUAUUUAAAAUAAGCGAAGCCAAAAUAUUGAAUAUUUUCUGGCAUUGCUGAAAAGUUAGCACUUAUUUGUGGUUAAUUUGUUGUUUUUAAAUGCCGUGUUGCAUUACCUUGCUAUUGUAUUUACAAAAGGAAAUCUGUUUAAAAUUAAGCAUUUUUCUUCAAUGUCUUCUGGCAAAUUUGUUAAUAAAGGAGAGAGAGAAUGAAUAAGAGUGAGAGAACUGGUAAAUUACCAUAUCUCAUUUGGUUUCUUCCCCAUCUUUCCAGUGUCUAACAUAAGGAAAUUCAUUCUAAUACUGGACUUUUUCCCCUCAUCAUGAGAUUUUUGUACAAAUAUUUAAAACAAAGAAGGUAGUGUAAUUUAUUGCAGAACUAAUUUUGUAAAGCUCUGUUAAGUUCCUCUCUUAGUUUGUAUGCAUCAGAACUUUCAAGACCUAGUUAUUGUUUUCCUAAAUUAUUUCAGGGAUAACAGGUUUCUAUACAUGCUUUUAAGAAGUAUCAAUAACUUUGAUACAGGAAAAAAAAGAGUAAAGACAAAAGAGGACACAGAAAAUAAUUUGUAUUAGUUGUCUCUCACAUAGGUCAUCAAAGACCAGGGAAACAGACCCAGGCUGAGGGUCAAAUGUUAGUGAGGUCUGAUUUGCUGGUACAAUAUGAUUAGAGAUUCUCCGAAGCUGUACAGAUAUAAUUGUUGUAGGUUAUGUACUAAAUACUGUCAUGAAAUUGUAUGGAAAUGGUUUUAUUUUGUGAAGUGAAAUAUACUUUGUAAUUUAUGAGACUGUAAAUGGAAAGAAAAAAAAUUAAAUGUGUUUGAGUUCC
Molecule: messenger RNA, 4156 nt
Organism: Pogona vitticeps (central bearded dragon)
Lineage: Eukaryota; Metazoa; Chordata; Lepidosauria; Squamata; Agamidae
Gene: CHN2
Product: chimerin 2
Biological process (GO): regulation of small GTPase mediated signal transduction; positive regulation of GTPase activity; signal transduction
Molecular function (GO): GTPase activator activity
Source: RefSeq, a predicted model, not a curated record